CCUCCCCGGUCCCGGCCAUGAACCGCGGCGGCCGCCCCCCGCUCCGGCGUCGCACCCUGGGGGAGCCGCCGCCCCUCACCGCGGCUCCGGGGCGGCUGGCGGUCGCGGCGGCGGCUCGGAGCGCGGAACGGGAAGAACUGGCUGCCCUUAACGAUCGUUUCGCCGCUUUCCUAGAACGGGUGCGGGCUCUGGAACGGCAAAACGGGGCUUUACGAAACGCCCUGGGCCGAGCCGCCGCCGCCGCUACCGUUCCCCGUACCGCCGGGCUGGUGCAGGGGGAGCUGCGGGGGCUGCGGGAACGGCUGCAGCAUCUCGGUCGUGACCGUGACCGGCUCCAGGCCGAGAGAGACGGGUUGGCCGCUGAUUUAGCGGCCCUACGGCAGCGGCUGGAGGAUGAGACACAGAAACGGGAGGAUGCGGAGAAGAGCCUGGUGCUGUUCCGCAAGGACGUGGACGAUGCCACACUGUCCCGCCUGGAGCUGGAGCGCAAGGUCGAGCUGCUGAUGGACGAGAUCGGCUUUCUCAAGAAGCUGCAUGAGGAGGAGCUGCGGGACCUGGAGGUGAGCGCCCCGAGCCCGGCGGUGCAGGUGGAGGUAGAGGUCUGCAAGCCGGAGCUGACGGCUGCGCUGCGGGAGAUCCGCACCCAGUACGAGAGCAUCGCCGUGAAGAACCUUCAGGAAGCCGAGGAAUGGUACAAGUCGAAGUUUGCCGACCUUUCGGACGCGGCCAACCGCAACCACGAGGCCCUGCAGCUGGCCAAGCAGGAGAUGAACGAGUCGCGGCGGCAGAUCCAGAGCCUCACCUGCGAGGUGGACGGGCUGAAGGGCAUGAACGAGGCGCUGCAGCGGCAGAUGCGGGAGAUGGAGGAUGAAUUUGGGGAGGAGAUCGGGAGUUACCAGGACGUGGUGGGGCGGCUGGAGCAGGAGAUCCAGCAGAUGAAGGAGGAGAUGGCGCGGCACCUGCGCGAGUACCAGGACCUUCUCAACGUCAAGAUGGCCCUGGAUAUCGAGAUCGCCACGUACCGCAAGCUGCUGGAGGGCGAGGAGAGCCGGAUCACCGUCCCCCUGUACCCUGCCACCUCCUUCAGCAUGAGAAGCUCAGCGCUGGAGCCGCAGCCUGCGGAGAGCCCGGUGCGGAGGAUGGUGCUCAUCAAAACCAUCGAGACGCGGAACGGGCAGCAGGUAGUGACGGAGUCACACAAGGAGCGAGCGGAGCCGGGGAAGUGAUGGAGGGGACCUGCCACACCGGCACCCAUCCUGCACCCGACUCCUGU
Molecule: messenger RNA, 1273 nt
Organism: Harpia harpyja (harpy eagle)
Lineage: Eukaryota; Metazoa; Chordata; Aves; Accipitriformes; Accipitridae
Gene: PRPH
Product: peripherin
Exons: 9
Coding region: 18-1226 (402 amino acids)
Cellular component (GO): type III intermediate filament; axon; plasma membrane
Molecular function (GO): structural molecule activity
Source: RefSeq, a predicted model, not a curated record